Messenger RNA from Mycena citricolor, 1541 nucleotides. The record is from the annotation of a GenBank genome assembly. Lineage: Eukaryota; Fungi; Basidiomycota; Agaricomycetes; Agaricales; Mycenaceae.
GUUGAUUCGGUCCUCAUUCUUAUGGCCGCGCCAGCUUCGGAGACACUACAUGCCAUAUCGGCAGACUCUCGGUCACCGUCAAUACUACCACACCGAGGUGCCCUCCGAUAAGGUCUCUCGCACCUAGGGCUUAUUUCCGCACGCGAAGCGUGUCCCCGAUGUUCUGUGGUCUUUGAUUUCAGUCCUGCAUAGUCAUCCGGGCAUGACUUAUCACGGGCCGAUAUAUCUCCCCGCCUUUCCAAGAGAAGAUGCGUCCGGUCUCCGUGUGAGGACUAGGUCCGAGUGACCAGUGGAGCCCUUGAAAAGUACCGUCUCCCGUACCCUGCCACAGCCCUCUCAUGGCUCCCACGCCCAACCACCGCAUCCUCUACGUGAAAGUUCCCGGGCACGGCCUGCCCGUCGAAGGAGAGCACCUCGUCUACGACACGGACGCGGUCAUCGAUCUCGAUGCGCCACUCAACGGCGGAUAUCUGACGAAGACGCUGCUCCUGAGCCCGGAACCGUAUAUGCGAGAGCGGCUCCGCGAUCCCGCCGUGCAACUGUACUCGCCCCCGAUGGUGCUCGGACAACCUAUGGUCGGAAACGCUGUGGUCGUGGUGCUGCGCUCCGAGAUGGAGGGUGUGAAUGCCGGCGAUUACAUGGCUGGAUUGUCGACCUGGGAGAUGUACACUGUGCAACCGUACACCGGCGCACGCGUCAACUUCGCAGAGGGCUCCUUCCCGCCGUACACCCUGAACAUGGAGAUUCUGAUGCCGUUGCGGACCGUGCCGGAUCCUCAAGGGGCGUUUCCGUGGACCUGCUUCCUCACCUCGCUGGGCCUUCCGGGAUACACAGCAUUCGAGGGCAUCGAGAAGUAUCUGAAGCCAAAAGAGGGAUCGGCGAUAUACGUCUCAUCGGGAGCGUCCGCGGUAGGAACCAUGGUCAUCCAGCUGUGCAAGAGGAGAGGGCUUCGUGUGAUCGCCUCUGCGGGAAGCGACCAGAAGGUCGACCAUCUCCUCGCGCUCGGUGCCGACGUCGCGUUCAACUACAAGACGCGCUCGGUGGCAUCGGCGCUGGAGGAAUAUGGCCCACUCGACUAUUAUUGGGAUAACGUGGGCGGCGAGCAGCUCGAGGCGGCCAUCGGGAACAUGCAGCACAGAGGGCGCAUUAUGAUUUGCGGAGCGAUGAGUGAAUACAACGUACCGUUCGAGCAGCGAUAUGGAGUCAAGAAUCUCAGCAUGGUCUUCAAGCGCCGGAUUACGAUCGAAGGCUUUGUCUGCAACGAAGUCCCCGACGCAGAAUUUUACGGCCGUUUCAUCCAAGAGAUCCCGCCGAUCCUGGCUGAGAAGAAGCUGCAGAGUGAAGAGGAUCUGGUUAUUGGAAUGGAGAAUGGAAUCAAGGCGUUCCUGAGUCUAUUCGAUGGAACUGCAAAUGCCAAGGUGGUCGUCGUGGUUGACCCCGAGUAUGCAUGAAUGAAAUAUAACUUGGUGUACCGUAUCUGUGUGUAUUUGAUAAGGAGCAUACAGUAACCCAUACAUCAAUAAACCAGAUUUGUAUGUUCG